GAAUAGUUUUUUAAUUAAACUUCGUCUGCUGCUGAAGAAAAAAAAGAAAAAAAGUACCAACUAAAAGUGUGUAAUGGUAAAUGAUGAAUCCCAGUCAGCUUUUCUUUGACCAAAGGACACCUUAUGAUCAGCCCUGCAAUAAAUUCCAGAAACAUGAUUUUUUUUCCACUGAUGUACCUGAUGCACCGUCAUCAUUUGAAGCUCCAUUACUACCUAGUCAAAGAUUUUUAGGGGACAUUCAAGCAUCUCAACUUUAUCAGAACUCACAGAGAUCACAAGGAUUAAAUCAGACAGGUCGAUUACAGGAAACAAAUCAUUGCUCCAAUUAUGAUCUUGACUUGCCUGUCAGUCAAAACUAUGUACCUGAUAUUCUGGCUUCCCAGUUAUACCAUAAUAAUCAAUUAGAAAAGGACAAUGGUUAUCAUGAAAAAGCUGGGAGGGGUAUAGCAAAUGUUAGAUCUGGUUAUAAAAGUGAUGGGUUGGAGAAACAGAAUGUUGAUAUCAUACUUCCUAAAAAGACCAGUAGAGACAUAUUUAAAGUUCAAAGGAUGAAGGAUGUGGAUUCAAUGGUUGAAGAGAAAGGGACCAACUUCCUGCAUCCUGAUCUAGCACAACAAAAUGUAUUAGAACAGACAGAGAAAAGAAAAAGGUUCAUUUCUCCAAUAACACCUUUCUUUUCACAUGUAAGCAAAGCACCUAAGCUUACAAAUAGAAAAGAAAACACAGGUCAUACUCAAAAGGAAGCUGAAAUACCAGAAAGAGUGACUGCAUACAAAAACAAAGGAAGAACUCUAUGUUCAGAAAAAGAUGCAAUUCCUACACCUUUACCCUUGGUCUUGCCCAGCAGCCAUGGAAUUAAAUUACGGUCCAGAGAAGAAAUUUCUGAAAGAUACAGAGAUAUAUUUGAAUUUCCAUACUUCAACAUUGUACAGUCUAAAGUAUUUGAUGAGGUAUUUUAUACAGAUAAACCAUUAGUUGUAUGUGCACCAACAGGAGCAGGAAAAACAGCUUUAUUUGAGUUGGCUAUUGUUAGAUUAAUGAUGAAGAUGGAAAAUAGUCCAAGGAAAAACUUCAAAGUUGUGUAUAUGGCACCUAUAAAAGCUCUAUGUAGUGAAAAGUAUACAAGUUGGAAGGAGAAAUUUGAACCACACAAUCUGAAGUGUGCCGAAUUGACAGGUGACACAGAAGUAGAUGAUUAUUAUGAGCUUCAGGAAGUCAAUAUCAUACUCACAACACCUGAGAAAUGGGACAGCAUGACAAGAAGGUGGAGAGACAAUACUUGUUUUGUACAGUCUGUCUGUCUGUUCUGUAUAGAUGAAAUCCAUGUAUUAAAUGAUAGUACCAGAGGAGCUACCAUAGAGGCAGUCAUAAGUAGAAUGAAGACUAUACAAGCAGCAAUGGGGAGAUCCUCAGUGGAGAAUUUCUUACCUAAACUACGAUUUGUGGCUGUGUCGGCUACAAUACCCAAUAUUAAUGAUAUUGCUGAAUGGUUAGGUGAAUCUGAACCAGCUAUAUCUGUGAAGAUGGAUGACAGUUUGAGACCAGUCAGAUUAAGGAAAGUAGUUUUAGGAUUUUACUUUGAUGAACAUAAAGGUUCAGCUUUCCAUUUUGACAUGUCACUCAACUACAAACUAGCUGGAAUAAUUAACACAUAUUCUGAAGACAGACCAACUCUAGUGUUUUGCUCAACAAGAAAGAGUACCCAACAAGCUGGUGAAAUUCUAGCCAAAGACAGUAGAGGAACAAUGAUCAGAAGUACACAACAAAGACAAAAACUUAUGAAAUAUGCAAAUAUGGUUAAGGACAACAAACUAAGAGACUUGGUGAUGAAAGGUAUAGGGUUUCACCAUGCAGGUAUGGAUAUCCAAGAUAGAAAAUACAUGGAGGAACUGUUUGCUGCUGGAGACCUUUUUGUCCUUGUGGCAACCAGUACUCUUGCAAUGGGUGUAAAUCUUCCAGCACAUUUGGUUAUACUAAAAUCUACACAGUACUACAACAUGGGCUGUCAUGAAGAGUACUCAGAUACACAGAUAUUACAAAUGAUUGGAAGAGCUGGAAGACCUCAGUUUGAUACCACAGCAACAGCUGUCAUUAUGACAAAGAACCAGACUAAGGCAAAAUAUGAAAAUCUAUUGAAUGGUACACAGGUCAUUGAAAGCAGUCUACACAAACAUUUGGUGGAACAUUUGAAUGCUGAAAUAGUGUUAAAUACCAUCAAUGAUAUGUCUAUAGCCAUGGAAUGGAUCAGAUAUACAUUUCUGUAUAUCAGAGUUAUGAAGAAUCCAAAACAUUAUGGAAUACCUCUUGGAUUGACAAAAGAACAGAUAGAGAAAAGACUGCAAGAUCUGUGUAUGAAAAGCUUGAAUGAACUUGAAAUGACUAAGAUGAUUACAAUGGAUGAAGAAACUUUUGAUGUUAAACCAACAGAAGCAGGAAGAUUAAUGGCAAGAUACUGUAUAGCAUUUGAAACAAUGAAGAAGUUUGGUAAAAUAUCAGGAGUUGAAUCAAUCUGUGAAUUAAUCACUUUGGUUGCUGAUUGUGAAGAGUUUACAGAAAUUCAGCUAAGAACCAAUGAAAAGAAAACAUUAAACUCCUUGAAUAAAGAUAAAAACAGAAUAACAAUAAGAUUUCCUAUUGUAGGCAAGAUAAAGACAAAGCAGAUGAAAGUUAAUGUGUUAAUCCAGGCAGCACUUGGUUGUUUGAUGGUUCAGGAUUUUUCUCUUCAGCAGGACACCACCAGAAUAUUUAGAGCAGCUAAUAGAAUUUCACGAUGUUUGCUGGAACUAUUAUGGUUGAGAAAUGAUUUCAAGGCACUUCUAAGCUCUGUGCAGUUAAUGAAAUCUUUUAGAGCAAGAUUGUGGGAAGAUUCGAAAUAUGUUACAAAACAGCUUGAUGGCAUUGGUCCUACUUUAUCUAAUGCAUUAGUCAAUGCUGGAAUAACAUCAUUUCAAAAAAUUGAGGACACUAACCCAAGAGAGCUAGAAUUGAUUGUGAACAGACACCCUCCUUUUGGAAACCAAGUCAGAGAUGCUGUAGCAGGUCUUCCCAAAUAUGAAUUAACCAUUGAACAGGUUGCUAAGUAUAGCAAUAGUUCUUCAGAUUUGUGGAUCCAUUUGAAUAUUGCAAACAAAGAACAACUUCAGGACAAGAAGACAAUGUCUCCCUACCACACAUGUGUCUUAAUAAUUGGUGAUGAGGACAACACGAUUGUUUAUCAAAGGAAAAUAAUGGAUUCUUACCUGCUUAAAGAUAAUGGAAUAACCAAGAAAAUUGAAGUUAAAAGAGCUAACAAAGGACCUGAACUUAAUAUUAAUUUGAUAAGCCAGGAUUGGGUUGGUAUUGAUGUUCAGAGUACUUACACACCAUUUUAUAAUGGUCCUAAGAAGAUGUCUUCAAGCAAUUCAGAUACUCAGAAUAUACCAUACUCAAGAUUAGCCUUUGUGGACAAUCAGAAGAAAACUGAUCAACUUCUAGAUCUCCCUAGUUUACAGAGAAGGAUUCCUUGUAACCACAGUUGUAUGAAUAAGAGGCUUUGUGGACAUGAUUGUUGUAGAAAUGGAGUUAUUCCAAAAACAAAGAAAACUCCUCAGACAUCACAAUCUACAGGAAAGGAAGUCAAAAGACCCAAUACUUUUAACAACUUCAUGUCAGAUUUGAAGUCAAAGAUGUCAUAUUUUCCAGAAACCCCUAAAAAGAAGAGAUUAAUGAUGUCAGGAAAUGUGAAGGAUAUUGACCUAAAUCAGUUUGCAUACAAUCCAAAGCCUUCAUUAUCUCACCCAACUGUUCCACAGACACCUCAACCAGCAAGAAAUCAAAAUAUGGCAUCACAAAAUUACUACACACCACAAGUAGGGAAGUCAAGACUAAAUACAUUUUUAACAACACCUCAGAAUCCUCAAGGUAACCAUAGUUAUAGUUGUCAGAUAGGUGGGGACAGGUCAGAUCAGAUGGAUUUAGAGAGAUGCUUCAAUGAUGAUGAUUACAUUGAUGAAAUGGGAGAUGCAAAUGUUAAUGAAAGAUGGGAAAACAAUGAAAGUAAAAGAAAUUUAGAUGUCACUGGUGAAAUGUCAGGUUAUUGUCAAAAUGAUUAUGGGAAAGAUGUUAAUGGCAGAGUUGGAAUAGAAGACAAUAGCCAUCUUAACAAUAGAAAAAAUCAUGAUGUGAAUAUGGACUGGCCUGAAUUAGACAUGUAUCAGAAAAAAAGAGCAGAAAAUGUUGAAGAUUAUGAAUAUGAAUUACCUGACUUGGAUGUGAAUGAAAAUGAAAACUUGAGAAGAACUGAAUACCAACCUGCUGACUUUGAAAUUCAGUCUAGUUUGUUACCCACACAAUAUGGACAGAACAACAGUACACCAAACCAAUACUUGAGAGAUACUAGAGGUAGUUAUGGUGAAUUUCAUGAAGAGCAGCAGGACAGUGGUGAUUUGCCACAGCUUCAUUAUACAGGAGGUACAAGUAGACAGCCACAUACUCCACAUAGAUAUGGACAAGUAUUGGCAUGGAGUAAUACAUCUAGAAAUGGUAGUCCUGAGUGGAGUGGUAGUGACAAUGAAAUAGUAAAUGCUGAUACACCUCCUUCUUCAUCAAGUUUGUUGUUGAAUAGAAGUAAAGAAAUUCUUAAUAAACAUGUUGAAGCUAUUAGUUCAAAGCCUUGGACAAAGAAGACUGCAAAUUCUGCACAAUAUCAGACAAAAGGUCAGAUGUCGAAUCAAGGGUCACAUCAGGCAAGGCAACAUACUUCAAACAAAAAUGAGGCAAAACAGAUGUCAUGUUCAGAUUCAAAUUCCAUAAAACAACAAAGUUUGAUUCAGCAUAAGUGGAAUAUGCCAAAUAACAGCCUGCAACAGACUAAGCAAAACAAGCAAGAUUCAAUCAUAAAUCAUGUGAAUUAUAAUAUCAAAACAAAUGUACCACAACAGGAGUCUGGAGAGCAAAAUAAAAGAGGGAAAUUUGCAACACAAGAACAAUUGUCAACUGAGAAAUAUUUGAAGGAACAUGCAGAUAACCAGGUUAAUAGUUAUCUAAAAGAUGAUCAGUUUACAAUGGCAGAAAGUUCUCAAAACAAACAGAAUUCUGCUAUACCUUGUCAGCAAUUUACCUCAAUAAAUGAUGAGAGGAAAUAUUCAGAAGUUCAGAAGUCGAUACCUAAUUUCUUUUCACCAGAUUGCCAAUUCAAAUCAGCAAUGGAUAAUAAACAGAGCACCACUCCACUGGAUACUUUUAACAGUAUAUUUGAUGGUAUUUUCUGAGGAAACUGAAUGAGAAAUGUGUAACAGUUUAUGAAUUAUAGAUAUCUAUCUCUUUGCUCUGUUUGUCAAUCAG
Messenger RNA from Mytilus trossulus (common blue mussel), 5322 nucleotides. Its product is annotated as probable ATP-dependent DNA helicase HFM1. Gene Ontology annotation, molecular function: nucleic acid binding; ATP binding. Bases 81 to 5249 code for a protein of 1722 amino acids. NCBI's taxonomy places the organism in Eukaryota, Metazoa, Mollusca, Bivalvia, Mytilida, Mytilidae. The transcript has 39 exons. The record is from RefSeq and is a predicted model, not a curated record.